Leucoraja erinaceus (little skate) is the source of this 6079-nucleotide messenger RNA. RefSeq names its product AP2-associated protein kinase 1-like. Gene Ontology annotation, molecular function: ATP binding; protein kinase activity. The record is from RefSeq and is a predicted model, not a curated record. NCBI's taxonomy places the organism in Eukaryota, Metazoa, Chordata, Chondrichthyes, Rajiformes, Rajidae. Gene Ontology annotation, biological process: protein phosphorylation.
AUUCACUAUUCUUCUGGUAAAGAACGGAAAAUUUGCAACAAUGUACGAUCAAGAUGGGGUCUUUGUAAAUUAAAGAAUGGGGAUUGUCACUAAAAAAGCUGGGGAACUCGAAGUUUUGUCAACAACAGUAAAGAUUUAGCAAAGCUCAGGGAGAUUUGUUUCAAUGUCAAUGAGGUUUGGGAAUCUUGGCAUUGUCAGGAGAAUGCACAAGAUAAACCACGUGGUUAAAGUGGGUGGGGAGGGGGUGGGUGGAAUGUUGUUAAGUGAGCAAAGGGGAAAACAACACUCAUGGUGAAAGGAAAAAAAAUGCCUGCCAGGCCUCAAUGUGUAAACCACUUAUUGAACCAUGCACUUCCUUCUAUACGAUAAAAACAGAAAGCGUUGGAAAUGUUCAGCAAAUCAGUGGCUAAAGGAACAGAAAUAACGUUUCAGGUUAGCAAACCUUAGUCAGAAACCAUGCCCAAUCAGAGCUUCCCUCUCCCCAGUCUUUCCCUCCCCAACUCCAUCAGCUACUUAAAACUGUUUUCUUUCCCAAACCUGAAACAUUUUCAACUAAGAUAAACACAAAAUGCUGGAGUAACUCAGCAUUACUCCAACAUUUUGUGUUUGCAUCUUCGCUGUAUAACCAGCAUAUGCAGUUACUUCCUACUGUUUCGACUAAUGCUGCCUGACCUACAGAGGGGUUCCGUAUUUUCUGUUCUUAUUUCAGAUUUACAACAUCUGCAGUCCGUUUGCUCCCCACCAUUUUCAUUAUCUGCACAGACGACCGGUGCGAGGUCCCUACGGGUUGUUUUGGUUCAUUGUCAACCUGUGUUUAAACAGUUAUCCCCAGCGGACAGCAGCUAUUUGACUGCGAUGUCAGCACUAAUAACGAUUAGGCAAAAAUGCUGGAGUAACUCGGCGGGAGAGGUAGCAACUCUGGAGAGAAGGAACGGGUGACCCGAAACGUAACCCAUUCUCUCCAGGGAUGCUGCCCGUUUCGCUGAGAUACACAGCAUUGUGUGCCUAUCCUCCGUGUGCUUAUCCUCUGCGCCGAAGGUAAGCAUCUGCAGUUCCUUCCUACACGAGUAAGGAGUCAUUUGGAACAUGGCAAAGUCACCUUGGACUAAUCUCUUCCUCACCUGGGGACAGCCACAGAAAGCUAUUACCCGUUCCUUCCUACCCUCCUCCAAAUUGACCCAGUGGCUGCAUUUCGUUGGGUAAAAGUUUGGAGGAUCGAUUGUCAAUAAUGUUUAGUUAAUGGAGGAGGAGGGGAGUGUAGAUUGAGACAAGUUGGUCUGUGUUUUGAAUGGGCACUUCCGCUUCCGGCUGCAGGUUGCUCAUGCAGCCGCCGCCUGUCAGGGAUGCGCUGGCGGCCAGCGCUGAACGAACCUGAGCGCUCGGUCUCGAUCCUGCCUCCCCUCAACCCGUGUUAGAGUCGUUAUCUGCUGGCACUGACAGGGGGGGGUGGAAGGAAGACGUGGUUGUGCAGCAGACGACAUUUUUAUCCCUUCUUCCCCCCCUCCUCCCGUUUACCUCACGACGCGAUGAAGAAGCUUUUCGACGCUCGCAGGGAAGGCGCGGCCGCGGCGGCGGCGGGGGGAGCCGGCGGCCAGUCCGGGAACGCCGGCGGCUGGUCGUCCUUCCAGGGGAAGGUGUACACGGUGGGCCGCUACCAGGUGACGGUGGAGGAGUUGAUCGCCGAAGGUGGAUUUGCUGUAGUGUUUUUAGCUAGGACGCCCAGUGGUGUAAGAUGUGCUCUGAAACGAAUGUAUGUAAACAGUGAACAUGACCUCCAAGUUUGUAAGCAGGAAAAAACAAUAUUUUAUAUGAAAGAUCUCUCUGGGCAUAAAAAUAUUGUUAACUACCUUGACUCCAGUGUUGCCUCGAUAAAUGUUAGUGACGUUUGGGAGGUCCUUAUUCUCAUGGAAUAUUGCAGAGGUGGUCAGGUGGUUAAUUUGAUGAACCAACGAUUGCAUUCUGGCUUUAGUGAAUCUGAAGCGCUGCAAAUAUUCUGUGACACUUGUGAAGCAGUGGCCAGGCUACAUCAAUGCAAGCCUGCAAUUAUUCAUAGAGACCUGAAGGUUGAAAACAUUUUACUUCACAAUAGCGGAAACUAUGUCCUCUGUGAUUUUGGAAGUGCUGCAAACAGAUUUAUAUGUCCUCAGAUUGAAAGGGUUGAUGUAGUUGAGGAGGAAAUAAAAAAAUACACAACCCUGUCAUACAGAGCACCAGAAAUGGUUAACCUUUACAGUGGAAAGUCCAUUACAACUAAAGCUGAUAUAUGGGCACUUGGAUGUUUACUUUACAAACUUUGUUUCUUCACUUUACCAUUUGGAGAAAGCCAAGUAGCCAUAUGUGAUGGAAGUUUUACAAUUCCAGAUAAUUCUAGGUACUCUGACGAGAUACACAGUUUAAUACGAUAUAUGCUUGAGGCUGACCCUGACAAGAGACCUGACAUUUAUCAGGUUUCGUUUUUUGCAUUUAAGCUGUCAAAGAAAGCGUGUCCUGUUAAGAACAUCAAUAAUGUGCAAAUUCCUGUGAAAAUGCCUGUACCAAUAAAAGCUAGUGAAACCGUUGUUAAAAAGUGUCAACUACGAGCAAGGCUUACUGAUCCUGCUCCAACUACAGAAACCUCGAUAGCACCUCGCCAGAGGCCUAAAGCAGGCCAGCCAACUCCAGCUCCAAGUGCUCUGACAAUUCAACCUGCUGUGACUCCAAGGAAGAGAUCUACUGCACUGCUUGUCUCGCAGCCAGCAACCUCGCCAUUAGUCUCACAGCCAGCAACUGCACAGUUGGUCCCGGAGCCAGCAGGAACCACAUCUGCAAGUAAUGGGCACAUUGGCCAAUUACAAGGUCAACAAGCACAAAUCCAGCCAGCACAUCCUCAGCAUCUCCAACCAAGUCCACAGGCACAUCUGUUACUCCAACAACAGUACUUGCUACAGCAACAAACCUAUUUCCAGCAGCAGCAGCAAAUGUUUCAGACCGCUCAGCGCUUCCAAAUGAUCCAGCAGACUCCGCAGCAAAUGAUGCAGAAUUACUACCUUCAGCAGCAAUACGCAACAGCCAUGCAGCAACAAGCACUUUUGCGGCAGAUGAUGGCACAAGGAUGCAUUCAGCAGCAGAUGACACUGCAACACCCACAAGCUCUUACAUACAUGCAGCAAAAGAUUCAAGUUCACCAAGCUCCACCUCAGUCCCAGCAGACAGCUAAACUAUUGUCACUAACGCCGCCAUCAUCACCGAAAGUACAACGAGCUGGCCACAGGAGAAUUGUCAGUGACGUCCCUUUCAGCAGUGUAUUUGGAGUCCCUGCCAGUCAUUCCUCUCAACAACUGGCGGCUGCUGCUGCUGAGGCAAACCUUUAUAAAUCUAAGUCAGCAUCCACAAGUCCUGCAGGAUCACCCAGAACUUCACAGCAAAAUAUUUAUAAUCCACCAGAUAUCUCUACGUGGAAUCCAUUCGGUGAUGACAAUUUUUCUAAGCUAACAGCAGAGGAACUUCUAGAUAAAGAGUUUGCCGAGCUACGAAAGGAUAAAGCUGCAGAACCGAAAAAAGUACCACCUGGCAAUGUCGCUCCAGGUUUUCACUCUGGCUUGGCUAUGCCACAAACAGAUAUGUUUGGGGCUUCACCCUUUGCAUCUGGGGCAGAAGCAAAAAUAUCAAUGGAAACUAUAGACUCUAGUUCAUCAGCAACUAUUCCUGAUCCUUUAAUACAUGUGCCACCCUCUAACUUCCCAGUUGACCUGCUGAUUUGUUUUGGGAAUGAUAACUCUACUGGGCGUAACUCUGUUUCAAAUCCCAGAAUUCUUCCUCCUUCAGCUGACAACACUGAGCCUUUUAACCCUGCUAGGUCUUCUAAUCAAACUGGCUGUGGCAAUAUAGUCUCAGUGAAGCAUGCAAAUCAGAACAUUCCACCGGUUGUGGGAGAUAUGGCAGAGGAUAGAACUGAACUGAGUUGUGGUGAAAUGGUGCACUUUAUAGGACGCUGUUUAUCAGCAUCACUUACUGAGGAACAUUCAAGUGAUUUCACUUCAUCUCCAGGCACUUUUCACAGCAGUGACGAGGAAGAUAAAUCUAAUGAGAUAAGCCAAUUUGAAGGUUGUGAAAAAGCCACUGCUGCAUUAACUGACUUUCAGCUGGAUCCUGAUCUAAACCUAAACACUUGUGAUCUACACGUGCUUAGGUGGCAAGGAGAGAAUACCACCCAGGUGCUUUCUGUAGGUGAUCACACAUUGUGUAAAAUGCAAUUAUCUGAUUCUACUUCCAACAUUGAAGAUUUACAGAAUUCCACCACAGAUUUGGAAACAAAGACGUGGCCUUUUAACGCAGCCGAUUCACCUGCUGAAACAUAUAAUGGAGCUGGUAACCAGGAAACGGAUGUAUUUAAAAAUGCCCCAUUUGCACUUAAGAUAGAUUAUGAUACUGAUCUUCAGAUUGUUAUAAAAAAUACACCAUCGGCUCAGCUUGAACCUAGGCAACCCACUAAUUUGGAACAAACGGAUGUAUCCAGCCACAUUUUGUUUGAAGAGGUUUCAGUUGAAAAUACAAGGUCCUCUGUUGCAACCUGCCACUUGAAAUCGACCAAAACAACUAGCUCAAGGGAAUGUGCGCAGUCAACUGGAAGUGGACUGACUUCUGAUACAAGCAAAGCAGGACAGAAAGGGGAUCAGAAAGAACUAUCAGAGGAGUACAGCUCCAAGGAUGCUUGUCAUUUAACGAAUCAUAAAACUGAAUUAUUUUCAGAAGCUUCUGUGUUAAAUCCUUUUAAUCAAUAUUACUAUUCUGAAUACUUGGGGUGCAAUAGCGAAGUGCAUUCAGACAAACAAAAUUGGAUCUUGGGACAGCUGCAAUCUGGUGGCCUGUCUCAUGAGAAGCGCUUUGCACAUUCAAGUUCACCACCACACACUGAUGAUGAUCCAUUUUCUGCAGCACCUUUCCCAAAGAAGGGAUUAUAGAACAUUCAAACAUGUCCCAAAAAGGAAAAAUGGCAGUGCCCAUCUGACAUUGUACUUUGACUGAACCUAGGAAUAAGGAUAAGUGCGCCUGUUAUUUAUCGAGUAUAGAACAGUGAUUUAAAGAAUUAUUCGGCAGGUUCAGAUAUGUACGUUUCUUAACAAUUCCAUUGUUAUCUGACAAUCAUAAACAUCAUCAGCCCCGCUUCUCUGCCUCUACCUCAUGCUGUCCGCUUAAACUUCACAUUCCUGCCAUGUCCAGAUGCAACUCUUUCAUUGUUGUGAUUGCUGCAUUAUUACUGUUUCAUCUCCAACUCAUUAAAUCUCAGAUCUGUCAACCUCUACAUUCUUUAAGCAUUAAUGGCCCUUUUUACCCUGUACUGAUGUGCAUGGCCUUUGCUCACCACAAUGCCUCACUAAGCAUACCUAGCCUAUCUAUCACCAUUUCUAAUAAUGACCACAUCAUGGGAAUUAAAAUGUGACAUAUGUAAAGAUCAGCCAUUGGUUAUGGUAAGUAAAAGCAAAACUACUAAUUAGUGUAGUUAUUGGGGCUACUAUUACAUUAAAUAUUGCACUACAACUGUGGCUCCCUAUUAGUUGUGCUAUAUCAUCUGAUUGGUAGGAAAAUGUUGAUCCAUAAACUAUCUGCAUUUUUGCUGUGCUGGCAUUUCACAUUUGUGUGUCAAUACUGUUUUACAUAGAGCAAUUUAAGAAUUAAAGCUGAUUUGCUGUUGUCAUAGCUAUGUUGAAUGAAUAUGUAUUUUAGUGGAAUGCAAGUUUCCAAAUUAAAUCUGAACUUGAACAUUUGAUUGAUCACUACUGUGGUGAAUAUGGUUAGUUGUCCAUGCUAAAUUAAUUGAAGUCUGAAGAUUCGAUAAUGGUAAACAUUCGAAAAUGUGUUCGUGCAAAGCAUAGGAUAAAUAAUUACACAUUUACCACACAACAGCAGAUACGAAAGAUAACAUCAAAUGGUUUUUAUUAAAGAUGCAACAUUCAGGAGUAUAAACAUUUUCAAAACAAUGUUCUUUUAUCAAAAACCAAAAUGCUUUGUAUAGCAAACAAAAAAUGGUCAUAUUAGCAAAUACCCUAUGAAACGAAGAAAAAUGACUAACAGAACAAUUGCAAUAGCUGAAUAUGUUUGG